Molecule: messenger RNA, 426 nt
Organism: Serpula lacrymans var. lacrymans S7.9
Lineage: Eukaryota; Fungi; Basidiomycota; Agaricomycetes; Boletales; Serpulaceae
Exons: 2
Coding region: 1-426 (141 amino acids)
Source: RefSeq, a predicted model, not a curated record
AUGGCAGCCUAUCAUAUCCUCCGGAAAUCCAGACUCCCACCCGACAUCACCCAAAAUGCACCACUUGAUGAUAGCAUUGAUCCAGCACUUUUUUCUCCCUCAAAACGAGUUCGGAUCAUGACUGCUAGCCUGGCAAAAACAGCAUCUGGGAGCUGUUUUGUGUCAAAGGCUCUAGUUACCUCUUCCAGUCUGAUUACAAAACCUGUUCUCAAAGGCCCACCAGAUAUACCAAUUUCCAAGUGGUCCCUCGUAGCUCCUACAGCCUCUGUAUCUAAGAUGUUGCACAAUGACCUGAAAUUAUAUGCUUCAAAACCUCGGGACAGUCUAAUGCUUGCUAAACAACAUGUACAAGGCCGGGAUACAAUCAUUGAGGGAGCCCAUGCUCAGCUCGUAAUCCAAGAUGUUUUCACAAUAAAACAAGGUUAG